GCGAUAGGUUCUUGAGUGAGAACACAAACACGAACAUGGUUUGACAAGGUCGAGGUCCAGGGAGGAUGCACUCCACUGAAACCUUGAACAGUACGAGGAAGUAAAAUCUGCAACCCCGUGGGUCCCACUUUUCAUUUCUAUAUCUUUUUCCAUUUUAAUCUUUCCCAUUGUCUUAUUCGGUUCUUCCCCUCUUUCUCUCUCUAAUAUACUAUGUAGAGAGAGAAGGUGGUAAUCAAAAAGUUGAAAACUUUAGCUCAAACCCAGGAAUAAUUCAAGGUUUUCCGAAUUGGGUCUGUGCCGGAUUCAUCUCUAGCUCUCUCUGCGAUCUGCUUCAUCCGUUUUUUUGAUUUGGGUCAGUUUCCAAUCAGGUUCUGUUUUUCUUUGAUCAUUUGAAAAAUUUCAUUGACUUUAGUGUCUUUUGUGUAAUGAAAUUGAAAACUCUUAUUCUGUUGUUAUUGCUUUUCAAUCUUACUUUUUAUGCUUCUGCUACUGAUUCUGAGUAUGACCACUGUAACUGUGAUGAUGAAGAAGCGCUUUUCAGUAUCCACGCAAUACUUGUUGGUCAAAAAGUGAGCGAUUUUUUAAUUGCAAUUGCUUAUUUUUCAAUCCCAGUUGAGAUUUUUUACUUUGUUAGUCAAUCAAAUGUUCCUUUCAAGCUUCUGUUUCUUCAAUUCAUAGCCUUUAUAGUUCUAUGUGGUAUUACUCAUUUGCUCAAUGCUUUUUCUUAUCAUGGUCCUCCUUCUUUUCGUUUGUUGCUUUGCAUUACUGUUGCUAAAUUCCUCACUGCUCUUGUGUCGUGCGCGACGGCGUUGACGCUUCCGCCUUUAAUCCCUCUCCUUCUUAAGAUUAAGAUUAGGGAGCUUUUUCUGAGGCAGAAUGUGAUGGAAUUGGGUCAAGAGGUUGGGAUUAUGAAGAAACAGAAGGAAGCUAGUUUGCAUGUUAGGAUGCUUACUAGGGAGAUUAGGAAGUCCCUUGAUAAGCAUACUAUUUUGUAUACUACUCUUGUUGAGCUUUCUAAGGCUUUGGAUUUGCAUAAUUGUGCUGUUUGGAUGCCGAAUAAUGAGAGAAGAGAGAUGUAUUUGACUCAUGAGUUGAAAUCGGAUUCUGGUAAGAGUUUUCAUCAUAAUUCUAUUCCUGUGAAUGACCCUGAUGUGUUAGAGAUAAGGAAAGCUAAAGGGGUUAGGAUUUUGAGGCCGGAAUCUAAGCUAGGAGCUGCGAGUAGUGGUGGUGGUGGUAUUGAGGAGUUGGGUGCUGUCGCGGCUGUUCGUAUGCCGAUGCUUAAUGUUUCGAAUUUCAAAGGUGGGACGCCGGAGUUGGUUGAUACGUGUUAUGCGAUACUGGUUUUGGUUCUUCCGAGUUCGAAUGGUAGGGUUUGGACGGGUCCGGAGAUGGAUAUAGUUGAGGUAGUUGCUGAUCAGGUGGCUGUUGCACUUUCUCAUGCGUCGGUUCUCGAAGAGUCUCACUUAAUGAGACAGAAACUCGAAGAGCAAAACCGAGCGUUGCAACAGUCGCAAAAGAAUGCUAUGAUGGCUAGCCAGGCUAGGAAGUCAUUCCAGACAGUGAUGAGCCAUGGAAUGAGGAGGCCUAUGCAUUCGGUUGUUGGGAUGCUUUCGUUGUUUCAAGAAGGUAAUAUGAAGCCUGAACAAAAGAUUAUUGGUGACACAAUGUUGAAAGUCGGAAACGUACUCUCGAGUUUAGUAAACGAUGUAAUGGAUAUUUCUGAAAACAAAAAGGGUGGCUUCCAGUUAGAGAUGAAACCUUUCCUUCUACAUUCAAUGCUAAGGGAAGCUGCUUGCAUUGCCAAGUGCUUGUGUGUGUAUCAAGGCUUUGGUUUUCAAAUUGAAGUCCAGAAGUCUUUGCCUGAAAAAAUUUUAGGCGACGAAGCAAGGACUUUUCAAGUAAUCAUGCAUAUUAUUGGAUAUUUAUUGAACACAUGUGACCGAGGGAAUCUUGUUUUUCGGGUUUAUCUUGAAAGUGACGGUGCUGACAAGGAUGACAAAAAAUUUGGUGUAUGGAGAUCAAGUAGUCCAGUUGAGUAUGUACAUAUAAAAUUUGAUUUUCAGAUUACUGGUAGUUCUCAGUCUGGUGGAUCAAUUUCGACAAAACAACAAGUCGGUAGGAGGCUGAAUCACAACGGUGAAUCUAAGGAGAGUCUAAGCUUCAACAUGUGCAGGAAGUUGGUACAGAUAAUGCAAGGAAAUAUAUUGAUAUUGCCGGACUCUCAGGGUUUGGCGCAGGGCGUGUCACUUCUUCUAAAGUUUCAGACUGGACCAUCACUUGAAAGAUACGUGCUUGCACUUAAAGAUUAUUCAAAUUCACAGUUUGGAGGCCUCAAAGUUUUGUUAGCAGAUGAAGAUGGUUUAAACAGGAUCGUGACGAAGAAGCUACUUGAGAAGCUCGGUUGUCAAGUAACUGCAGUUUCGUCAGGAUUUGAGUGCGUGAGUGUUAUAACUGGCUCUGGUGGUAACGCAUUCAAAAUAAUUAUGUUGGAUAUUCAUAUGCCUGAAAUGGACGGUUUUGAAGUCGCGACUAGGAUCAGGAAGUUCAAUGGCCCUAAAUGGCCUUUGAUCAUAGCUCUCAUAGCAAAUGCAGAAGAGCAAAUGAAGGAUAGAUGCAUGCUGGCAGGAAUGAAUGGAGUGAUUCGGAAACCAAUUCUACUUCAUCAGAUAGCGGACGAACUUAGAACAGUCCUGCAUCGUGCAGGUGAAAAACUGUGAAUACAGUUUCUAUACUCCUCAGAUAUCUUGGAUUUUUAACGAUACCGAUUGCUUAAAAAUAGUCAGUUUAUUUUGUAGUUGUUGUAGCUGUGAUUGAGUCUUUUGACAGUGCAGGUUUUGACUCGUGAUUGUGUUGCGGCCAUGAAUGUGGUUGCUGCAUUGCAGUCUUACGGAUACAAUUUAAUCGUGUUUGGUAUCUGCAGUCAGAAUCGAAUGUGAUUGCAACCACAACCGUUAUUUAUCAUAAUUUAGAGCAUUGUAUUUUCUUAACAAACAGUGAAUAUUAUAAGGUAAAACGCCAUACAAUCACUUUAAAAGUUUGGCAAAUUUCUUAAUAACAGGUUUACCAGAAUGAAACUAAGAAGACAAUCUUUCACUAUUUGCUCAAAUUUCUAACUCUAAACCUGUUCUAAGCUUAAGCAUAGUGAAUGUAAUCAAUCAACAACCUUUAAAAUCAAUCAUAAAUUACUAAACAUUAAAUAACUUAUAAAAAAAACUCUAACUCAUGCUCCUAUCUACAAGCUUCACACGAUUUCUUUGUCAAGUAAUAACCAUCUACCUUUCUUCACUCUUAAUCCCUUACAAGUUUCUUUUGAGUUGCAUAGAGGAAUUUGAUUGCGUGCCAAUACCCCGUCAUUUUUC
Molecule: messenger RNA, 3359 nt
Organism: Vicia villosa (hairy vetch)
Lineage: Eukaryota; Viridiplantae; Streptophyta; Magnoliopsida; Fabales; Fabaceae
Product: protein EIN4-like
Exons: 2
Coding region: 426-2717 (763 amino acids)
Biological process (GO): response to ethylene; phosphorelay signal transduction system
Cellular component (GO): endoplasmic reticulum membrane; endoplasmic reticulum
Molecular function (GO): ethylene receptor activity; protein binding; phosphorelay sensor kinase activity
Source: RefSeq, a predicted model, not a curated record